AGUUUCGACUUUUGUGUUCUCAACUUAUGGAGUCGGUGUAUUUACUUUCUAGUAAAUAAAAAUUAAUUUAGCACAAAAAAUGGUACAAUAUCCAUAAAUAGUUCUUAUAUAUCAUAAAUUAACCUUUAUAUAAUCAGUUUACAGCCAAUAGAUUAUCAGAAGAGAAUAUGGAAGUUGUAUUAAUAAUAGCGGCUGCAUUGCUACCAACUUUGAAUUCGGAGUAUAUUCCCCCCGGUCCAGCCUACCCGUGCCCGAAAGAAACAGAGAACCAACUAUUAUAUCCGUGCAUAUGUGUAAAAGGCACAGAUGCAGGGUUGUACAUAAGAUGUGAGAACACAGGGCUGGCAGUGCUGAGUGUGGGCUUGGGGAAUAUAGCCGGAAUGGGCCUCCCUAUUGAACGGUUAGAGUUGAAUGAGUGUAAAAUCUCUCAUUUCUUUGGACCGCUGCUGCACAGAUCAAGUGUGAGGGUCCUGCACAUCACCAACACUCCUAUUAAGUCUAUAGAUGCAUAUGCAUUUGCAGGAGUCAACAGGACCUUGCAGGAAUUAUAUUUGUCAGAUACAAGAAUUACAGAGUUUCCCAGUGAAGCUUUUAAGAUCUUAGGCAACCUGAGCGUGCUGUCAAUAGACGGUCACCGCAUGACGUCGCUGAGCAAGGACAUAUUCGCGGGCAGCCAGGCCGCCGGCACCAUAGUGCGCCUGCAUCUCGUCAAUGGCAUGCUGAGUGACAUACCUGUGGAGGCGUUCCAGAAUCUCAAGAAGCUAAAGGGGCUAGACCUCCACGGCAACAGACUGGCCACGCUCAAACGGAGCCAGUUCAAAGGGCUGCGAGAUGUGGAGAUGCUGGAUAUAAGCUACAACAACAUAACGAAGCUGGACGGCAGCCACCUGGGCGACCUCAGCAAGCUGGGCUGGUGUAACGCCAGCCACAACCUCAUACCGGAGAUACCCAGGGGUAUGUUCGCGCGCAACACUCUCAUCAAGGUGGUGCACCUGGACAACAACAGGAUCAAGAAACUCGACAUCAACAGCUUCAAGGGAAUGAGGUUUUUGAGGCGUCUAUACCUCCAGGACAACCAGAUCUCGGAGGUGGGUCGCGGCACUUUCUCGGCGGUGACGCGCAUCGGCACCGUCGACCUCGCCCGCAACUUCAUACCCAAGGUCGACUACCAGAUGUUCCAGGCAGUCAAAUAUGCUGAGCUAAUAAACCUAGCGGAGAACAACAUUACGCUGAUCGACAAGCAGGCGUUCACCGACCUGUACCUGGCCGUGGUGAACGUCUCCCACAACCAGCUGACCACCAUCGAGGGCGGGGCCUUUGUGAACUGCAACAACAUGUCCCUGCUCGACCUCAGCCACAACCGCCUGGCCACCAUCCCGCGCGCCGCCUUCGACGAGAACACCUACGCCACCGAGUUCCGGCUCAGCUACAACGAGUUCACCGACCUGGGCCAGAUCCCGAUCCACAACAUGACGGGUCUGAAGGUGCUGAACGCGUCGCACAACCGCAUCACCACCAUCCCCAAGAACGCGUUCCCCAAGCUGUACGAGCUGCACACGGUGGACGUGUCGCACAACGAGCUCACUGACAUCUUCAAUUCCGUGUUUCAGACGCUGUUCUCGCUGAGAUAUCUUAACCUUUCCCACAACGCACUGGAGCACAUCAAGCCGGCGACGUUCGGCACGAUCUACACGAUACUAGAGCUCGAUCUGUCGCACAACAAGUUGAGCGAUUUGUCGCGCGGCAGUCUCGCCAAGCUCGCCAGCUGUCGCACGCUCGAUCUCAGCCACAACUUCCUUGAACGGAUACCGCAGAUACCCAUCAGUUUAGGUGAGUUGAAUUUCGCGUACAACAACGUGUCCGAGAUCCGCGCGAACACGUGGCCGACUAUGAACGCGCUGCUGCGACUCAACUUGUCGCACAACUCGUUGGGCGACGCGCUGGACGGCGGCGCGUUCUCCGGCCUGCUGACGCUGCAGUCGCUCGACUUGUCCGCCAACGGCCUGACCCGCCCGCCCUGGCAGGCGCUCAACGUCUUGACUAGCUUGCAGUAUCUCUACAUGCAGGAGAACAACCUGACCACCCUCUCCCGGGCGGCAUUCGGCAGCCUGCCCACGACCUUCCACCUGGACCUGUCGCACAACCAGCUGGCCAGCGUGGAGAGACGCGCCUUCGACGGCCUGCCGCAGCUGCUGCAUCUAUCGCUGAGCGCCAACCUGCUGCAGAGCAUACCCAACGAGGCCUUCAAGGGACUGGUCGCUUUGAGGAAAUUAGAUUUAUCUCACAACAGCCUCGAGAAAAUCGACAACAAAACCAACGGCCUACUGGACGACUUGCUUUCGUUGGAAUCGGUGGACUUAAGUCACAACCGGUUCGGUUUUCUGACGAAGAAGAUGUUCCCGUCCAGCCCGUGGAUACCGUACAGGCUGAUGGAGGUGGACCUCAGCCACAACGAGCUGCCGGUACUGACCUUCGACCUCACGCACGGCACCAAGAAGGUCAAGAAACUGAAUCUCAGCGGGAACUAUAUCAACGAUAUUAGAAAUAAUGUUAUAGGUAACCUGACGUCACUGGAACUACUAGAUCUAUCCAACAAUCAACUUCAAGAUCUAGAAUCGAGGACAUCGGACUCCAAAAUAAUUUUCCCUGAGAACAUCACCGAGCUAUACCUCCACAACAACUCCCUAGAAACCCUUCCCAUCGGCAGCAUACAGAAGGCGGCUGCGCUCAAGACGCUGGAUGUGCGGCAUAACGUGCUCACCAGCUACUAUCCAGAGCUGGUUAGACUGAUAGAGAAGACCGGGUUGAAGGUGUACUUUGAAGGUAACAAGCUCAAAUGCGACUGCCUUACCCGACCUCUCAAGCACUACCUCGCGCGCCUACCACCAUCAGCUCUCGCAGCAGACACCAAGUACAACACUCUAGCUUGUUCCGAGCCGCCGCAGCUGGAUGGAGAGUUGCUGGUGGAGGUGGAUGAGGACAGACUGCGCUGUGCCGGCUCCGUCGAGCUGCAGGACAGGCUGGCCGAGUCCCCGCUGGACUACACCGCGCUACCAGAUGUGCUGUUCAGGGAUAUACAGUAUUCGCAAGAAGCUAUCUACACUCUAUGGUACGUCUCUACGACGCAGGACCUCGCCGACUUCUUCAUAUACGCGCGGGACAAGAACAACACGAUAUACUACAGCAAGGACGUGUCCUACCACCUGCGCUCGCUGACAAUAGACCUCGACGACAAUUUCAAGAUGGCGCUCAAAAAUGGCGGCGCGUUCCAAAUUUGUAUCCAGGGCAAGAGCUCCGCCGGUUUCGCGCGCAAAUGGUACGACAGUCAGUGUCAAAACGUCGAGUCCAAUUUCGAAUCGUGGCCGAAAAAACUGAACGUAGACAAGCGAUUGUCGAAAAAGAAGGUAAGAUAUACCUGGUUCUCGAGUAAUACGCUAGCGCUUGUUAGCGACUCAAUUUUGAUCACGUUGUGUAUAUUCCUGGGGGUAUGCUUCAGGAGAUUAUCAGAUAUCGACGUUUGAUACUAUGUCCUACAAUGUUAGGCUUAUACUUUUCGAUACUGCCUUAUAUUUAAGGGUUAAUGGCGUAUGAUGGGUGUAUUUGAAUACUAUAAAAAGUUGAAAAACGCAGAAAAUGCUUAAAAGAGUGUAGUUUAAAACUACUUUAGAAUUGAAACGAAUUCCGUCCAAUUUUUUUUAUAAACUUACAAUACAUUAUUUUGAUAAUAUUUACACUUUUACAUGACAAUAAUAUUUGUGAUACUAUAUCUUACAUUUAAUGUAUUAAUAUUUUAUUUAUAUAAAUAAAAUGAUUUUUAAA
Aricia agestis (brown argus) is the source of this 3819-nucleotide messenger RNA. It is a transcript of the gene conv, whose product is annotated as chaoptin. The transcript is spliced from 19 exons. The coding region runs from base 168 to 3521 and encodes 1117 amino acids. The record is from RefSeq and is a predicted model, not a curated record. Lineage: Eukaryota; Metazoa; Arthropoda; Insecta; Lepidoptera; Lycaenidae. Gene Ontology annotation, molecular function: protein binding.